UCAUCAUGUAUCUUUAUCAUUUUAGAUUUUAAUGAAAUAAUCUAAAAUCAAAGAUUUUCAUUUUAUUUGAAAAUAUAAUUUCAAAGUAGAUAUAAAUCAAGACACUUGUGUUUAUAUUUAUUUGCAUUUUUUAAAGUUGUUUAUAACAAUCGAAUGUCAAGAUGUAAGUUGCGUCAACCGGAUGUUCAAAAAUUUACUGAUAACUAUUAAUUAAUUAAAUUUUUUUGAGGAAGUGAUAAAAAAAAAAAAGAAAAAGAAAAAGAAAAAAAAUAGAAAAAAAGUUUUACAAAUAAAAAUUAUUUUUGAAAAAUUAAUAUUUCAAUAGUUUCUGUCUUGUGAAUAAUUGUUAUGUCGCACGGUACAACAUUAGCACAAUAUGGUCGGUGUAAAAUUUUAUAUGACAAGUAUUUUUCAAAUAUAGAUUAUUAUUAAGGUCAUAACAAUUAUCGAUUUAUUCAAUUAAUAUGAUAUAUUAGUAUGUUUAUGUGUUUUAAAAUAAAUGAAAAUGAGCUGAUCUUAAUUUAUUAUACUACAUUGGAAUUCAUUUGUAAGAAUAGGUAAUAAAGUGAACAUUAUCCUUGUAUGACUUUUUUGUGAAUCAUCUUGAUAAUAUAUAUUCAUUAUAAAUUUCACAAUUAAGUCAGUUUAGUUUGAGGUAAUGUUUGAAUUAUAUAUGGCAAUGUAGAUUAUAGAUUAACGAAACAAAAUAUUUUUAUAUAUUGUAUUUGAAAGGUGAACAUUAUUUUUAUAAAUAUAUCUUUUUUCAGCCAUAAGAUAUAAUUAGCUACUUGUGUGAUUGAAGUUAUUUACAUUCAAAAUAUUAGCAGUGAUAUACACUGAUAUUAAAAAUGGAUGUCAGUAUAUUAUUCAGAGACUGUGUAAAAACUGUUAGUUUACAGGAUAAAAAUUUAGGAUCUUCUAGUUUUACUAAACCAUUGAAAAAGACAAAAAGUAAAAGUUCUUUUUACAUCAAAACCCAAGCUGUUGUAGCUCAAAUAACAAAACUUAGAGAAUUUUUAUUAGAAAAUCGGAAAGCUUAUUUAAAUUUUUCCAAUUAUUUUUCUAACAUACCACGUAUGACCGAUACGGAUCGUGAUAAAAUUGAUGCAGGAGCUCAAACAAUUAUGAGUACUUGUUCUCAGCUUAUUAAAGAAUUGAAGAGAGAAAUUGCAUUUUCAGAAGUUUCUAGACAAAAUAUGGAACAUCGUGAAAUUGUUUUGCUCUUGAUUGAGGAUUAUUUGAAAAACGUUUGUAAAAUUUAUUCAGAACAAAAAGCUAUAAGAGUAAAACGAGCUUUAGAAAUGAGGAAUAUAUCUAAACUUGAAUUAGAUACAAAACCAAACAAAAUUAUGGAAAUGGAUAAUAAAAGGUCUGUUUCAAAUUUAAUUGAAAAAACAAAUAACACUGAAAAUCAGAGCAAUUCAAGCAAAUUGAAUCCCAUGAAAGUUCAAGAAAUUAAUGAAGAUGUUAAUACUCUUUUAUAUGAAGAAUUGUCACCUGAAGAUAUCCAGAUGCUUGAGUCAGAAAAUGAGCAAUUAUAUAAUGAACUUUGUACAAUAACGGAGGAGGUCAGACAAAUUGAAAGUAAAGUAGUUCAUAUAGCUGAAUUACAAGAAAUAUUUACAGAAAAGGUAUUAGAUCAAGAUAAAGAUCUUGAUCGAUUAAUGACAACGGUCGUUGGAUCUACUGAAAAUGUAAAAGAAGCUAACGAACAGAUUCGACAAGCUAUUCAAAGGAAUGCUGGGCUUAGAGUGUGGAUUCUUUUUUUCCUAUUAGUUAUGUCAUUUUCUUUACUUUUUCUCGAUUGGUACAAUCCGUAAAUUAAAUUUUCCAAAAUAUUACGAUACAUUAAAAUAGAGCGAAAUAUUUUGUACAUG
Molecule: messenger RNA, 1877 nt
Organism: Vespa velutina
Lineage: Eukaryota; Metazoa; Arthropoda; Insecta; Hymenoptera; Vespidae
Gene: Syx18
Product: syntaxin-18
Exons: 2
Coding region: 849-1820 (323 amino acids)
Biological process (GO): retrograde vesicle-mediated transport, Golgi to endoplasmic reticulum
Cellular component (GO): SNARE complex; endoplasmic reticulum
Source: RefSeq, a predicted model, not a curated record